This is a messenger RNA of Moneuplotes crassus, 2595 nucleotides long. NCBI's taxonomy places the organism in Eukaryota, Ciliophora, Spirotrichea, Euplotida, Euplotidae. The record is from the annotation of a GenBank genome assembly.
AUGGAAUCAAGUGCAGCUAUUGCAGAAGAUCCUAAUUACAAUAUUGAUAGACAAGGCCUUAUCGAUAAAACCAACAAGUGAACUGUCCCUCUCUACUGUGUUGAUGCUGUUGCUACGAUUGACAGUGGCAUUGCUGAAAUCAAGUAUACCCAGUUCUACUUUAAUGACAAGGAUGAACCUAUUGAAGCCGAACAUGUGUUCCCAACUAACACAGAUUGGACUUUCUCUCACUUGAAGGCUACUAUUGGAGAAGAAGUUCUUACAACAAAAGUGGUAGAAAAGAAAGCUGUCAAAGAGACUUAUACUGAUGCUUCAAACAUUAUUGACCCAGCCAGCAGCUCUUCUCUGUUUCCACUAACAAAUGACAUGAUGUCGGUUCAGCUAGGAAGAAUUCCUGCUAACACUCCAGUGUUUAUAUCUUGAGUUUUCCAGCAAAUAAUGCGAAUUGAAGAUCUAAGUCGGAGAAUUCAAGUUCCUGUUCAAUUACAGCCCAAACAAGUUGGUGAUUUGCCACAAUCCAUUAAAACAGAAACAAGUUUAGAAAAGAUGAUAAAAAUGUCUGAGCCAUUAAGAGGAAAUAAGUUGAAGCAGAAAGUAGAAAAAGUUGAAAUGAUCUACUCAUCAAGCUCGUUCUUAUGAGACUUUGUUGUGAAGAUCAAAUCUAAGGAUCCAAUCACCCGUGUUAUUAGCCCUACCCACCAGAUCGAAGUGAAAUGCUCGAAUGCUAAGAAACUGAAUGCUGAAGUCAGCAUUCUAGCUUCAGAGCUUGGAGAAUUAUAUACCAAAGACUUUAAGCUCUUAUACAGAGACCAAGGCAUAGACAAACCCAGCGCUAUUCUUCAGACUAUGGACGAUAUGUACGCACUAAUGAUAUCAAUGCUGGUUGACUGCACUCCUGAGAAAGAGUGGCAGGAAAAUAGAAUCGCAGUGGAUCGAGAUAUUGACCUUGAUCCAACAAUCAGAUAUUCUGAAAAAAUAGGAAAUCAAAAUAAGCCAGCAAGGUUUACCUUUGUGAUUGAUAGAAGCGGAUCAAUGAGUGGUCCAAAAAUUAAAUUAGCAAAUGAAGCUUUGAUGCUUUAUAUCAAAAGCUUGCCUCUCAAUUGAUCAUUCAACAUCAUUUCUUUUGGAACAAAUCACAAUUAUUUAUUCUCUAGAUAUGUUGAUUAUAAUAGUACAAACUGUACUCAAGCCAUCGACCAAGUAAAAGCUUUUGGAGCAAAUUAUGGUGGAACAAAUCUCUACAGCUGUCUUCAAACUUUAUAUUCAGCAACAUUAGAUAGUACUUUUGGAGAAAAUAAUGUAAUUCUGUUGACAGAUGGGCAUGUUGGGCAGCCAAACGAUUGCUAUGAAAUAAUUAGGAAGAACUCUAAUAGAUAUACUCUCAAUACUUUCGCAAUUGGAGGAGGUGCAGAUAAAGCUCUUCUAGCUAAAUGAGCACAAGUUGCUGGAGGAAAGUCUUUUUAUGUUGAUGAAAAAUGCUCAAAACUAAAAGAGCAGAUUAUUUCUUGUCUCUCAGAAUCUCUAGUGCCAGAUGUUGUUAUCGAAGAUUCAAGUGAAAUUGAUCAUUGUGGAGAAAAGAUUUUGGAAUAUCCAGAAUUCUCAGAGCUGAAGUCAAAGCCAUUUGCUCAUGGAAAAUAUCUCACUUACUUCAUGAUUUUUGAUUCUCUCAAUGAGACUCUCUCAGGGAAUAUUGAUAUAGACUGGAGCGAAGUAGGAACUGCAAACAAGAAUUCAGUCUCAUUGUCAUUGGAAAGAGACGUGAAAUUCAUUCCUGGAGAUUCUAUCUUCAAAAUGGCAUCAGACCACUACAUCAAAACAAACAGCAAAUUUGUUGUUGGAAGAAAGUUAAUUCUCAGACUAUCUGAUAAAUUCCAGAUCUCGAGUGAAUUCACCAGCUUGAUUGCUGUGACCAGCAGAAACAAGGCUAAGAAGAUUAUGGAAGAAGAUGACUUCAGCACAAGAGCCAAAGAUUUCAAUCAAGUAGAAUUUUCCGGAAAUAAUCCAAUGAGAGCGAAGAUCAAGACCUUCACUGGGAAGCAUCACCUAGUCCAUUGCUACCAAGAGACUUUAAUAUCUGAAUUAAAGGAGUAUCUAUCGUACCUGCCAGGGACUCCUGAUGAUCCUUCUCUAAUAACUCUGACUUAUGAUGGAGUCAAGAUGAGGAGUGGUCCCGACAAGAAACUUUGCGACUAUGGGGUUGAGAACAUGAAAGUUAUCCAAAUGUUAGAAGUAGUUUCACAUAAAGAAAGUCUUAUCUCUUGCAAGCCUAAAUCUGAAAUCAACAUAGAUAGACUGGUAGAACUCCAGAAGCAUGACGGAUCUUGGGAUGCAACCAUUGCAGAAUUCUUUACUGUGGACUAUAAGUCGUUGAAAGCUUCUCUGCCUAAGGUAGUUAGUAGACUUGGAGAUGACACUAAGGUAUUCUCAGUGAUGUUCACUUGGCUAGGCCUUGAUCUGAUUGAGAAGUACUUCCCAUCCAAAGAAGGCGAGUUAUCGCUGAUCACAGAAAAGGGAGCCAACUUCAUCGAGUGUGUCACUGAUGGGAAGCUUGGAUACAAUGAUAUUCACAUGAAGGUGAACUACAAAGCAGAAUAA